Musa acuminata subsp. malaccensis (wild Malaysian banana) is the source of this 2281-nucleotide messenger RNA. RefSeq names its product protein indeterminate-domain 16-like. Gene Ontology annotation, biological process: gravitropism. Gene Ontology annotation, cellular component: nucleus. Lineage: Eukaryota; Viridiplantae; Streptophyta; Magnoliopsida; Zingiberales; Musaceae. The record is from RefSeq and is a predicted model, not a curated record.
ACGGAGGAGGGCCCACCGACGAAGCAGAUGCUUCCGUCUCUUAAAAACAUGUUGACGUCUCAACAAAACAGAGACGGGUUAGUGGGUUGAAGUAUUUAGUAUUUACGACAUGAAUGAACCGGACCGGAAUAUCCCGAAUCCGAACCCGCUAACUUCGGGUCGGGUUCGUUUACGAUCACUCCGACCUCUCUAUCCAUGCGGUUUAAUUUCUUGGCUUCCGGUCCGGUUCAUUCAUGGCUUCGGCUGCAUCUUUCACGAGCAAACUCCUCCGUGUAUCCAUCCACCGAAAACAUACGACCAGUACGUCAGACAGGAUGAUCUGCUCCCGAUCCUCUCCUCUCUGAUACCAGAUCUCCGACCACUGCGAGGCAGCCCACAAAACCCCCAAGUGGGAUCCAUCAUCAGACGGUGGUGGGAGACCAAUCGACCGGCCGGCCAUCGCCAUGACCACCCCGUCGAUCCAUCUUGGACGCCGAAUCGAUCGCCAUCGUCCCUCUUGUACGCACGCAGGCCAUGCAGCGCAGCAGAGUGGUGGAGGAGGAGGAGGAAGACCGCGGCAGGCCCUUCAUAAUGUCUGGAGGAGCACGAGGUUGUGCUCCCCACCAAUCCUCGAGGCCGAUCCUUCACCUGCAAAGCCGAGAGGGGGGACCGAGGUUGUGGGUUUGGUGCUUGUCAAUGGUGGUGGGAGACCAUGGUACAUGAAUCAUUGUCCAAAAAGGGGAGGAGGGCAUCCCAUCCCAUCCCACCACCACCACCACCACCCAUGCUGCUAUCGGCCUCUCGUGAGAGAGCAUCAGCUAAAAAGCUGAGGACGAGAAGGUGGGCUGCCUCUCUCCUACCACAUAUGCCUCCUCUCCCGGCCCUCUAAAAAAGCAGCUGAACAUCACCAACCCAUGAGAUGUGUGAUGCUGCAGCUUUGCUUGCAAUGGCAGAUGUCGUGUGAUGCGAUCCCAUGGCCGGGCGAUGUCGCAGCAAGCAGGCAGCGGUUACAAGUGUCACCUCAUUAGCUUUUCUUCCUUCUCCACUAAGUUGUGCUGCGUACGAUCCCUGAGGUGUAGCGUGAGGUGAAGAAGACCCACCGAACCAUCUCAACUAGAUGCCGACUGGAAGCAGUGCCUAUUUGUUGCUUGUCAAUCCAUGGAACCUUUGAACCUUCUCCGCAGCUCACAGAAGGAUUGAACACGUAGAUGAAGUAGAAAAAGAGGGAGUCCAUGACAUCAACCAGCCUUUUCCCUCUUGAAGCUUUUGUGCCCAUGCAUUCAUUGCAGCCUCUCCCACUGCCAACCCGUAAAGUGCCAACCCCGGUGGCAAAAGCAAGCAAGCAAGCCCACGCAUGCUUCGCAUCAAAUCCACAAUGAACGAGGAACAUACCUGAGAUGGGGACCUGAAACGGUGAUGCCUUCACCCAAGUCUUCUCUCACUCUCUCUUUCUCUUCUCCUGUUUCUCGCGGAGCUUUUCCCCACCCUUCUCCAAAGGAACCAUUUGGGGGCUUCCGGAAAGGUAAAGAUAUAUAUGUGGGCAUGAUGGUAAAGUGGCGAGUGGGAAGUCCAUGUAUAUAUAGGGGGCUCCUCACUAAACCAUGAUCCUCUGCUCUUGGAUGAUCUCUCUUUGGUUCUCUGUGGAAGAGGAGAAUCGAAGAGAAGUGCAGCUGCUGCCGUCCCCGUCGACCCGUCUUCCCUCCGAGACGCUCAACUCCUCCAUGGCGACCGAUGCUUCCGACCAUCCUCUGCUCGAUCUCACUCUGUCGAUGAGAGUCGGCACGCAGCGGCCGUCUCCCGGUGAGGAGUCCCAGAGCCGUGCGAAAAGCCUGCAGGUAUUGAGGCAACAAACUGCGGAGCAGAUCCGACUUGCUGCCGCGGAGAAUGCAUAUGCUGAGAGGAUGAGGGAGGUGACGAAGAUGGAGAUGGAGUUGGCGGAGAAAGAGUAUGCACGAGCUCGGCUGGUAUGGGAGCGAGCCAGAGAGGAGGUGAAGAAGGUGGAGAGGAUGAAAGAGAUGGCGACCGGGAGGAUUAACUCGGCGUGCUUGGAGAUCACUUGCCACAGUUGCCAUCAACGAUUCCGGCCGUAGCGGAGGCCGGUCCGACGUGAGUCUUUGUCACUUGUUGGAUUAUGGGAUCAUUUAUCGCGAGUUGAUCGAAACUAAGGGUGUCUUUUAGAAUAACAAAGUUGGUGUGGUGAUAUGAAAGAAGGCUGUUCCAAUUGCACGAUUGUCAAAAAUGUUUCUAGUUGAUAUAUGUAUUCUAUGGAAUCGAUGAAGCAGCGAUGCGAUCAUCUUCACCA